UCAGACGGUGUUUCCAUGCACAGCGAAGCAGAUCCACUGGAUAGAAAACUCUUUAUCUCAGUGGAUUCACGCUGGAAAUUUGGAUAUUAUAUGAAUUACACCAUUGAUUGACGGAUUGGUUGAUUGAUUACUUUUGGCUGCUUCUCUCAGGUGGUUCAAUGCUGACCGGUUGAUUCCAGAGCGACAGCUUCCGGACAAACUGUUGUUAGACUGACAAGAUGUUGACCAUCUCAGUGCUCCUGUUGCCGUGGCUGCUCUCCUCUCCGCUUGUCUCCUCCUCUCCUCUGGCCAAGGUCCGGUCAGUGUGCGACAGGACUUUUUGCGGUGCAGGUCGAGAGUGUGUAUCGACCGACCGAGGAGAACCCGUCUGUAGAUGUUUACAGCAGUGCGACGUGGCGGAGAACUGGGUGUGUGGCAGCAACGGACGAACCUACAGGAAUCACUGUGAGCUGCACAGGGACGCCUGCACCACCCAAAACAAGAUACACGUGCAGCACCGAGCACGCUGUCUGGAGAAACCAACGGAGACAGAUGUGAGCCCCAUGGCGUGCUUCCUGUCGCAUCGUGAUUGGCUGAGAGAGAGCGCGAUGCGGUGGAUCCAGGAGGAGGCUCGAUCGGGCGACGAGGCCUCGAACGUCACCACGGCCGACGCGCUGCUGCAGACAUACUUCAAGACGUACGACGACGGGGACUCUGAGCUCGAUUCCAAAGAGUUCCUGAGCUUCCUGAAGCAUAAUGAGACGACCCUCAACCUCACGUACUCCAGCACUCUGGAGACUAACACUCUGCUGAGGUCUUUGUGCGUUGACGCUCUGAUCGAGCUCUCGGAUGAAAACGCAGACUGGAAGCUGAGCUUAACGGAGUUCAUCAACUGUCUGACCCCCACCUACCACCCCUACGAGAGAAAGUGCGCUCUGGAGGACGAGGUGUUCGAGGACGGUGCUGAGACUCGGAUGGAGUGCAACAAGUGUGUGUGCGCUUGUGGAAACUGGGUCUGCACGGCGUUGACCUGCAAUGGAGAGCACCGGGUGGAGGAGGACGUUAGGGAAGGAGCAGAAGAAGAAAUGACAGAGGAGGAGUGGAGCAGCAGAGUGGCUGAGCUCAACACGUUGCAGGACGACUCAGCAAAAUCAAAUAGUCCUUAAGCUCCUCAAGUUGUGAUAAAAACAACUAUAUGAAUACACAAUUUAUUUAUUUUUGUAAACAUUUGAACACAACAUUUUUAAAUAUACCGCAACACAAUUUAACACAUUUUAUAAUUUUGCCACAGCGGACAUGAGUCUACAUUUCUCUAAACAACAACUACAUUUCUAUGAUAUCAGAUAUGUUUAGUUUAGUUUCUAUGUUUACUUGUAAACUUCUGACGGAUUCAAUGUGGUUUAACUUGUUUUUUAGAUGCGUUAUUUUGUGCGUUCAGGUUGAGAAAUAAAUGUUGGAAAUGAACUGUUUCUCCAAUAAAGACUUUAUUGUACAGCAAA
Gasterosteus aculeatus aculeatus (three-spined stickleback) is the source of this 1478-nucleotide messenger RNA. RefSeq names its product follistatin-related protein 1. Gene Ontology annotation, cellular component: extracellular region. The record is from RefSeq and is a predicted model, not a curated record. Gene Ontology annotation, biological process: regulation of BMP signaling pathway; multicellular organism development; cell differentiation. NCBI's taxonomy places the organism in Eukaryota, Metazoa, Chordata, Actinopteri, Perciformes, Gasterosteidae. Gene Ontology annotation, molecular function: protein binding.